Messenger RNA from Haliotis rubra (blacklip abalone), 3839 nucleotides. RefSeq names its product PC3-like endoprotease variant B. The record is from RefSeq and is a predicted model, not a curated record. The transcript is spliced from 12 exons. The coding region runs from base 150 to 2879 and encodes 909 amino acids. Gene Ontology annotation, cellular component: trans-Golgi network; Golgi membrane. Gene Ontology annotation, molecular function: serine-type endopeptidase activity. Gene Ontology annotation, biological process: protein processing. Lineage: Eukaryota; Metazoa; Mollusca; Gastropoda; Lepetellida; Haliotidae.
GUACGAUGUUUGACGCAAGUUCCGGGUAGAUUUAUUUAUGUCGAAACAGCCAGAUAGCCUGCCACCUCUAUUUAGUGUAGGCGUGGUGACGAGUGUGGGGAGACGACGUAUUUCACAAUGCAGUGAACGGAACAUACAUCAAGGUAGUUAUGAGCAGGAGUGUAGGGGUCAAGCUGACCCAGGCCCUUCUAGUCUGUCUGUGCAUCUGUCUGUCUGAUGCCAACGAGUUCAUCAACCAGUUUGCAGUCAAGGUCAACGGAGACAGAGGUGAAGUUGAAGAGAUCGCCGAAAGCCUGGGAUUCGAAGUUGAGCAUGAGCUGCGCAGCACCAAAGUAUUCCUGCUGAGCCAUCCUGAAGUGGAUCAUCGAUCAAAACGCAGCGCAGAUACACAUGUUGACAGUCUCAAAGCUCACCCCAAGGUUUUGUAUGCUCAGCAAGAACAGCUGUUAACUCGAGAGAAGAGAGAGAUAUUGCACGACAAACAGUCUGAGUUCCUGAUUCGCGAGAUCACAGAUGACUCCGUCUACCACCGUGUGGAAGGAACCCAACUCACUGAAUGCAGAUUGGAGUACGCUGAGCAGUUCGUUGACCCCAAAUUCCAUGACCAGUGGUAUUUGCGCAACUGUGGGCAAAGUGAAGGCAAGAUUGGGAUGGACUUGAAUGUUGAUCCAGCAUGGAGUAAUGGCUUCAGUGGGACUGGCGUCGUCAUCUGCAUCCUGGACGACGGCAUCGACCACCAACACCAGGACCUCAAGGACAACUAUGAUAGUGAAGCCAGCACAGACUUGAACGAUCUGGAUGACCUUGCAGAAGACCCCAUGCCGGACAAAAGCAACUCUUUAAACAGUCACGGGACACGUUGUGCCGGCGAGAUUGCUGCGUCUGGUCACAAUGACAUCUGUGGUGUUGGAGUUGCUUUCACGGCUCAUAUUGGAGGUGUGAGGAUCCUGGAUGGCAACAUCACAGACUCCCUGGAGGCGGAGGCACUGAACUUCAACAUGGACUACAUCGACAUCUUCAGUGCAUCAUGGGGCCCUAAGGACGAUGGUCGCACUCUGGAGGGGCCGGGCAAGAUGGCCACUGAAGCUUUAAGGAAGGGAGUGAAAGAGGGUCGUGGAGGUCUUGGCAGCAUCUAUGUCUGGGCUACUGGCAAUGGCGGCUUGUACGAGGACGACUGCGGUGCAGACGGCUAUGUGUCCAGCAUUGAGAGCAUGUCCUUCGGUUCUGUGAGCGACAAAGGGGACCGGCCAUAUUUCAUGGAGAUCUGCUCCUCUACUCUGGCGGUGGUGCCCUCUGGUGGUGAGGUGUUCAAGGGGGAGGAGAAGGACAAGGGAAUUACAAAGCUUAAGGUGGUAACGACGGACAUAAAUGGUGGGUGUAUCGAGAACUUUCAGGGAACGUCCAGCGCAGCACCUCUGGCAGCUGGAUGUGUGGCGCUGGCCCUCCAGGCAAAUCCGUCCCUUACCUGGCGUGACGUCCAGCACAUUGUGGUGCACAGCUCACGCAUCCCCAGCGAGGACCGCAGCUGGGUGGUUAAUGGCGCCGGCCUGCAUGUCAGUCACAAGUUUGGUUUCGGUGUCCUGGAUGCCAGUCGGAUGGUGAAGCUGGCUCAGAAUUGGGUGACAGUACCAGAGCAGCACAUAUGUAGAUACCGCCAGCAGAAUGUCAAUAAAAAGAUUACAGCGAGGAGUAAGAUUAUGGAUGAGGUUGAGGUAACUGGCUGCAAGGGAGAAAAGAACAGAAUCCAUAACCUUGAACAUGUCCAGGUGAAGAUCAAACUGCAGCACAGUCGCCGUGGUGACAUACAGAUGACCCUUGUGUCCCCAUCUGGCACCAAGUCACAGAUCUUGUCGCCACGUCCCCACGAUGACAGGCAAAAGGGAAUUGAUUUCACCUUCAUGACCGUCCACUCCUGGUCUGAGAACCCUGAAGGCAAAUGGCAGUUGUAUGUGGCAGACAAUCCCCAGGAACUGACAAGGAACAAUGAGGGUGAGCUGGAAGAGUGGAGUCUCAUUCUCUAUGGCACUGGAGAUUCAAGAGGCAACAGGAUGAGUUCCACCUUUGAAGAAACAAAUAAAACCUAUGUUCCUACUCGGAAACAGGUGAAAAAUGCCAUGGACAAAGAACAGGCCAGGACUAAAGAAGUUGUUCUUACACCAUAUCAGUCAAUACCUAUGAAGAAGAAGUCUGAUGGGCAGGCUGAUUCAAAGUUUGUGGAAGACCUUAUAAGAGCUUUAAAGAACUCCCAAGUGGGCAGUGCAACUUCAGGCAGGGCUGUAGAGUCAGCAGAUAAAAGAAACUUGGAAAAUGAACACUCCAGUGAUUGGAACCGAGGAGAUUACCUUACAGAAGUCAAGAAGUCAUAUGACCCUGACCAGACACUUGAUGAUGGCGUCUUGGAUGAACUGGUUGAUGCAAUGGAAAAGGAAUUGGGUACAAGUUCUAAGAGCUAUAGGAGGACCUCAGAAGCUGAGAUGACUGAAGAUGAUCUUGAGGAUGUUUUGGACGAGAUGAGACGCAGACUUCAGUUGGAUGGAAGGUUGAUGAAGCAGAAUAACCAGCAGAGGAAAUUGGAUAAGGAGAAGGAACAGCAACAACUUCUGAGGGAACUGCUUGAGGAGGUGAAGAAGGAUGAAGAAGAAGAUCAGAAGGCAGCUCAGGAGUUGAAGAGAAAGAUCACCAGACAACCAAAUGACAAUCUGGACAUGCUGCUGGAAGAGGCUCGCAAAAUGCUGAAACAAAAAGAAAGAAAACAAGUUUUGAGAGUUACAGCCGGAGAUGCUAAAGAUGAAAGUGCUUCAAAGAUUGAUAAGGGGGUGGAAAAAAUAACAAUUCGGACUCUGAAAGAUCUACUUAAUUAUCUUGCCGAUACAAAAUAACAUAUUGGAGACACACACUGUAGAGGAACUGAUUAUGUUGAAAAUAUGAUUUUGCAUGGUAGUGGAAGAUAGGAAUGGAACUUUAGAGGAACAUAGAUUUUGAAUGUUUUGGCAGCACUAACGUUACCAAGCGUUACCAAAUGUAACGCACAGAUACUUGUUAUUUAUACAGUAAGCGAGAUAUUGAUCUUUGAGAAGAGGUUCAUACAACACAGUCCUUUGAACCAUAAUAAUAGAGAAUUUUCAGGGAUUUUUGCUCAAUCAGGUAUUUAUGUUUGACAUAUACACUUUUAAAUUGUGUGAAUCAUAGCUUUUUAUUUCUAUUUUUGUAGAACUUUAAAUUGUAGAUAUGCCUAUAUCCAUCUUCAAUAAGUGAUAUCUGUUCAUUGCAUUUGUCUUCCAAUCUGAUGCAUGGCAGUUUGGUUUACAUGACUUGUUAUGGUAUGAACAGCAAAGAAAUCUAUUGAUAUUGUUAUUUCUAUUUUUGCAAAUAUAUACAUUUUAUGUUUGUGAUGUCUGUUUUGCUGGCUUUUGUCAGUCACCAUUGAAGGCAUUUGUUUGUUUCAGGUGGUAAUCUGUAGAUACAGAUUUUAUGUUUUUAGAAAUCUUUGGAUAUAUUUACAGUUGUUUUGCUGCUGUUUCUCUCACAGAAAUUCCUACAUCACAUUUCCUCAGAGAUUAGUUGUGCAGAAUUAUCUCCCUUAGCUUAGCAAGGAAACACUGUUCAAACCUGAGAUUCAUCCUAAAUAUAGGUUCGUCAGCACCAUAACAGUACUUGUGCAUUUAAUCAAAAUUGUACAUAUUUAUGACAUUAACUAUUAUUGCUCAAAGAGGUUUGAACUCAACUCACUCAAUCAUUAACUCUUACAAGUUUGUGCUGUCUUGUCUUGCUGGAGGUGUUUGUUAUCUUCAUGCAUACCAUUGAUGGUAUGACUAAACAAUUAAAUCUAUUUCAGAAUA